Tachyglossus aculeatus (Australian echidna) is the source of this 678-nucleotide messenger RNA. It is a transcript of the gene SNU13, whose product is annotated as small nuclear ribonucleoprotein 13. Gene Ontology annotation, molecular function: RNA binding. The transcript is spliced from 3 exons. Lineage: Eukaryota; Metazoa; Chordata; Mammalia; Monotremata; Tachyglossidae. The coding region runs from base 145 to 531 and encodes 128 amino acids. Gene Ontology annotation, biological process: mRNA splicing, via spliceosome; ribosome biogenesis; maturation of SSU-rRNA. Gene Ontology annotation, cellular component: nucleolus; box C/D methylation guide snoRNP complex; small-subunit processome. The record is from RefSeq and is a predicted model, not a curated record.
UUCCGGUGGGCCUCACUCGAGGCCGUUUGAGCGCAGGCCUCAGUGAAGCUCUCGGGCUGAGAGGGUCGUUCCCGCCCUGUUUGCCUCGCUUCAGGCGCCGACCAUCACCAGACGACACCAAAAACGACCAGAAGUCUCGCAGGCAUGACCGAAGCCGACGUGAACCCCAAAGCUUACCCCCUGGCCGACGCCCAGCUCACCAAGACGCUGCUGGACCUCGUCCAGCAGUCCUGCAACUACAAGCAGCUACGCAAGGGAGCUAACGAAGCCACCAAGACCCUCAACAGGGGCAUCUCGGAGUUCAUCGUGAUGGCGGCCGACGCGGAGCCGCUGGAGAUCAUCCUCCACCUGCCGCUGCUGUGCGAGGACAAGAACGUGCCCUACGUGUUCGUGCGCUCCAAGCAGGCCCUGGGCCGUGCCUGCGGCGUCUCCAGGCCCGUCAUCGCCUGCUCCGUCACCAUCAAGGAAGGCUCCCAGCUCAAGCCUCAGAUUCAGUCCGUGCAGCAAUCCAUCGAGAGACUCCUAGUCUAGGACCGAGGCGCGGAGCCCGGGCGGAAGGAAGUCACCGGAGCCUCCUCCCGUCCCCCCACGCGGCACGCGCGUUUACCGUUUGAGUACACCUGUAUACUUCUCCUCCGGUAACUGUCAUGUAAAGUUUAUUUUUUUUUUUCCUUAAAA